Messenger RNA from Aspergillus novofumigatus IBT 16806, 936 nucleotides. RefSeq lists its product as uncharacterized. Gene Ontology annotation, biological process: mitochondrial respiratory chain complex I assembly. Bases 1 to 729 code for a protein of 242 amino acids. The record is from RefSeq and is a predicted model, not a curated record. Lineage: Eukaryota; Fungi; Ascomycota; Eurotiomycetes; Eurotiales; Aspergillaceae. Gene Ontology annotation, cellular component: membrane. The transcript is spliced from 6 exons.
AUGUAUAAGGAGAUGAAGAUGGAAAGAGACUCUACAAGGAUAGAAGCGAUGAAGAAGAUAGUUGACGCUGAACUAUGGAAUGGAAUGUGGUUGUCGGCCAAACAAAUUACGCCUGUCUUCCAUCUUACCUGGGUCCUAAUGAGUCCAGUGAACAGCUUGUGGUUCAAGUGGAAAAGCCUUCGAUUGCCGUGGCGAAGAUCCUUCCUUGUCGGCACCGACUUAUCCGGAAACACAUACUGGGAAUUCAAAGACUCACUGAAUGCUGGGCGAUACCGGCGGAUCGUCAAGUACAACUCCAAAACCCACUAUGCGGACGUGCAAGUGACUCCCCAGUGGCACCAAUGGCUCCGAUACGUCCGUGCCGACCCUCCCUCGCUUGAAGAACAGCAGCAGGAUGUCCUCCGUCAGAUUCAAAUCAAGCAACUCGCCCAAUUAGCCGAUAUGCGCUGGGCAAGCAAGCCAUCCUACCUCGACAAGCCGCAAACACAGCAGCCAAGGCCUGCGACCAGAACAAGCGAUGCGACGUUGAACCCACCGAUGGGAGCGGUUGGCGAGGGUCCCAAGACGCAUAACGCAGUUUCUGGCGCUGAGGCUACAAAAGCAGCGGGAACGACGACGCCAACACCAACACCAACACCAACACCCGAUGAUCCUUGGGCUAAAGCUCGAACGAGCGAUAGUGAGAACUGGCAGCCCGAGUCCUGGACACCGUCUUCUUCGCGGAGGUGACUAGGCAAACGCCAGUCGCUUUCAUUUAGACUCCUAGAUCCCUUUCCUCAGAAAAGCUGUUCGAUCUUCUGUUUAUAUUCAGUUGGCAAUCUGGCGUUCACUGCACAUUGUUCGGAACAUUUGAGGGGAUUUUUUUAUAUCUGUAUAUCUCAUCAACAAUCUUCGUGGAAUACAUCUGCCCUGUACAAUAUACGACAUCUAUCUAAC